AUGAAGUUUGGCCUUCAAAUUGUUACUCUUUUUGCCGUAUUGUGCAUAUUAUUCUUUAAGCCCAGUAACUCAGUGGUCUUCAAAUUUACAAAUGUCAAUUGCGGCAGUUACAAUAAAACCUGGAUAAGGAUUAAUCAUUGUCGGUUGAAGGCGAUUAAUCGUCACAAGACUGUGUUCAAUUUCAAUGCAACAUUUCUCCAUCCAACUAGAGAUAUUAUUGUUCACUAUCAAUUGUUCAAAAGGGCGAGUGGCUAUAAGCCUUGGCUCUUCAAUGUUAGGAUCGACGGUUGUAAAUAUCUGCGUAGGCCCUAUAAUGCCAUUGCAAUAUUUCUUUUUAGUAUUUAUAAGGACUUUUCCAACAUCAAUCACACCUGCCCGUUGUAUGGCGACAUUGUCAUAAAGGAUAUGUAUUUGAGCACGGAUGUUAUGCGACUUCCUUUACCUACUGGCGAUUAUUUAUUGGCUGUAGAUUGGAUAUUUUACGGAAAACCUCAGUUAGCCACCAAUGUUAGUUUUCAAUUCGUUGAAGAUCUAGUGUGA
This is a messenger RNA of Drosophila subpulchrella, 540 nucleotides long. RefSeq lists its product as uncharacterized. The coding region runs from base 1 to 540 and encodes 179 amino acids. Lineage: Eukaryota; Metazoa; Arthropoda; Insecta; Diptera; Drosophilidae. The record is from RefSeq and is a predicted model, not a curated record. The transcript is spliced from 3 exons.